AUGGUUUCAGGCGGAAUCGAGAUACUAGCUAAUUGCAGUAUACUUCUUGUAUGGUUAUCUAGUACUAGUCAACUAGAUCAGAGUGCUAUAAGUAUAUACGCCUUCCCUCCGGGAAAGCCAAUCUCGGUCCCUGCUACAGUCGUUACCAAUAAUUAUGCACAGAUUCUCUACUCUGCCGUAUAUCAGGCUGAUCCAUCCAUUCAGGAGUAUGUGUUAGGUUACAAUGUGGGAGGUCAACAUCAACUGUUUCCAGACACUGGAGUUUUGACUUUGACCUCACCGUGCUCAUCGGAUAACUCAUCCACCUCGCAACCAAUUGGUACAGAGACCAUUUUGGCUGCUGCAAGUGAUAUAUUAAUCACGAUUGCAUACUUUUCAAUCCCCAUCGAGCUCUUGUAUUUUUUGAUUCGGGCAAACGAGUUCCCGUACCCUCAAAUAACCUCAUUAUUUAUACUAUUCAUAUUCUGUUGCGGAAUGACACAUCUCAGUGCAGCUUGGAUGCCAUGGCACCCUUCUAUACAUUGGGUUUCAACGGCGUUAAAGAUUCUGACGGCUGUAGUUAGUUGUUUUACAGCCGUCGCCUUGUUUUUUGCAAUACCUCAUGCUGUUGCAUAUCCAAAAUAUGUCAAGUCAGUCGAGACUCAAAUAGUCCAAAGGCUUCGUGCUGAACGAAUACUCCUUGGUGAAUUCAACCAUAUGAAACUCUUUCGAGACAUUGUGCACAAUAUCAGAUAUCACUUUUUAGUGCAUACGCCACAGAAAAAGCAAGAAAUCUUAAACACGGCCGUAAAAGAAAUCGCCACAAAAGUAGAAGGUGCUAAAAGAUGCAUGAUCUUCCAACCAAACCAUGAUAAUGUACUCGAGUGCAUUGCCGAGCACCUCGCAGAAUCCUCCAAUGACGUGGAUUCGGAGGAGACUGAUCUACAAACAAUGGAUGAAGAUACCAGACUUAUAAUCCCACCGACUACAGUAGCGCCAGUUCUACUCGGCACUCUCGCACCACCCGAAAUCAAAGAUGUACAGCCGUCGUUUGAUCGAUUACUAAAACCUGUCACUAUAUGUGGUCGUAGCAAGACUCCCUUAUCGACCUAUUUUGGACUGUCGACGAGAGAAAAGGCUUUAAUCGUGCCGACGAAUCUGGGAGACGAGCAGAAUGGAUUGCUGGUGCUUGUCUGUAAAGAUACUAUUGAUGAGCUAGAAACUGAGGAAGAAUUUGGGACUGCUACAUUGUUGCUGGAUUUGGCUGAACAGGUGUCGAUUGCCAGAGCGCAAGCAAAUCUGAUUUUGAAGGAUCGAUUCUUGAUUGCUCAGUUAGAAGAGCAGAAUCAGGCAUUGACUGAGGCCAGGAAGGAAGUUAAAUUCGCUCAAGCUGCCAAAGAUUUUACCGCAGUGAUGUCUCAUGAGAUGAGAACACCAUUAUUCGCCAUAUCAUCCCUUCUUGCCAUGAUCUCAGAAAUGGAAGCUCUACAUACACCCGCCGCGAAAGAAGUCCUCGACAUGAUGGACCUGGCACGAGGCAGUGCUCAAAUGUUGGUUACAAUAGUCAACAAUAUUCUCGACUUUGCUAAAUACGAGGAUGAACAAUUCCAUCUGGAUCGUUCGCCGUUUGUGUUACGAGAAGCUCUUGAAAUGGCUGCUGAUGUUGUGGCAGUUCAAGAUGGUGAUGCCAAGUUCCCACAGAUUAUAUUGAUUGGUCCUAGUCAUGAUAUACCAUCAGUUGUUGUUGGAGAUGUGACUCGAUUCCGUCAAAUCAUCGUCAACUUGUUGGCUAAUGGAUGUAAAUUUACUGAACCGUCUGGCACGGUAACGGUACAAGUUAGAUCGGCGAUUCCCCCUAAAGGUCCUGGUAAAGUUAGCAUUCAUGUUACUGUAACCGAUACCGGUAUUGGUAUACGUGCAGAGGAUGUGUCCAGGCUCUUCCAAAAAUUCUCACAAGCUGAUGCAAGUCAUACCCGAAGAUAUGGUGGAACCGGACUUGGUCUGGCUAUCGCAAAGACUCUUUGCCAGCAUAUGGGUGGCUCUAUAGAUGUUUGCCCAAAUCCAGCCGAGCGUGGAACUCAAUUCAAUUUGGUGGUGCAUCUAGACGAGUAUCGAGAAGAGGAAUGGGAGACGCCAGUCUCAUUUGCGCUUGCCUCCCUACCUGAUUUAAAGUAUAAUAGUACAAGAAUUGGCAUUGUGGACUCGAAUCCAAACUCUCUACAUGGUCUGAAGCAACUUGCACUACAUUGCUCUUCGAGCAUAGAGGCAAAACCAUUUAAUAAUCUGCAAGAGCUCUUGGAUGCUCGUAUAUAUUUGCAUGGCAUAGUCAUCAACAUGCCAACGGUUCCGAGCACAAAGGAUAUAGAAUUGCUGGAAAGCCUGACAGCAGUAUAUGGAUCUCGCUUCCUGGUCUUGUACGGAUUUGUGGCACACAAGUCACGACGCCCAAGUGUAUUAACGCUUCCAGUCAGCAAGAGUGCACUAACAGCACAACGACCAUUGAAGUUGGGUGAAUUCGCACGAUUUGUGGAAGUCAUAUGUAGCAAACCACCGAUAACAUUUGCUGUGCCGCUUCCUGGUGAUGAGCUUCCUAUGAGGUCAGAAUCCGAGUGUCCCCCUUCGGUUGGUUCUCUGUCAUCAUCAAUUGCAUUCCCACAACAAAGAUCGGCAUCCGUUGACUUUAGCACGCUGCCAACGCCAAAAGCCACAAACGGGGAACGAAACCAUUCAGCAAUCACUAUGCCUGUCCGGACAGUCUCGUCAUCAUCCAUACACGGUGUACCACCGCUUCGAAUCCUCAUAGUAGAAGACAACAAUGUAAAUCAACUUGUAAUCACCAAAAUGCUGUCUCGACUGGGUCAACGGGUGUCGGAUAUAAGUAUAGCAAACGAUGGUAUAGAAGGAUUCGCCAUGGUUGAUGCAGACCCCAACAAGUAUGAAGUGGUCUUGAUGGAUAUUAUGAUGCCCAACAUGGACGGGUAUGAAUGCACGAGAGCUAUACGAGCCAAAUAUGGAUUGGAACGACCGUGGAUUGUGGGGUUGACUGCUAAUGCAUUUUGGGAUGAUCGUGUUAAAUGUCAUGAAGUUGGGAUGCAGGAUUUUGUGUCCAAGCCGGCUAGUGUGACUGAUUUGAAGACGGCGUUGCUGAGGUACUGUGAACAGAGGCAACCGAUAAUAAGGCAUUGA
This is a messenger RNA of Synchytrium microbalum, 3165 nucleotides long. RefSeq lists its product as uncharacterized. The record is from RefSeq and is a predicted model, not a curated record. Gene Ontology annotation, biological process: phosphorelay signal transduction system; phosphorylation. The transcript is spliced from 13 exons. The coding region runs from base 1 to 3165 and encodes 1054 amino acids. Gene Ontology annotation, molecular function: phosphorelay sensor kinase activity. NCBI's taxonomy places the organism in Eukaryota, Fungi, Chytridiomycota, Chytridiomycetes, Synchytriales, Synchytriaceae.